UCGAGAGAGAGAGAGAGAGAUCGUCUUUUCCUUCGCAACAGACACUUUCGUUUUUAUCUUUUCCUUGUUGGCUUUCUCUAAACUCUCAGCAAUCGAUGGGAUGAUCGAUCGAGACAUGGCAAGUGAGUGAGCUCUUGAUUGGCCGAAGAUCUCUUCCAGUCAAAUCCCCUCCUCCACCAAUGGCGAGCUCGCCUUGAUCGUGUUCCAGGCAUGGCAUAGAGCGAAGACGAAGAACAAACCAAUCACACCCAACCGGGCUCCAGGGAUCGAUCGAGAGAGCCCAAGCAUUGGAGCGAGAAAGAAUGGAAGAACCAACAGCGAUACCACCACCACAACCGUCGUCAAGCUCGCAAGAACAAGGCGGCGCCAGCUCGAGCUCGAGCGCCGGGCAAGCACUCCGGCGGCAGCGAAGGAGCCCGGGGCCGAGCCCACUGGGCCGAGAGAUCGUGAUGAGCACGAGCACCAUCACGAAUCCGCCAGAGCCAGCGGCGUUCGUGGUGGAGAGGGGGAGCAAUGGUGGCAGCGGCGCUGGUGGGUUUGUGCGAGAGAUUAGCAGCUCGGGCGGGAGUGGAUCCUCGUCGCGAGUGAGCCCGCUGGAUGCAAAUGGGAACAAGCUGGAGAGAUGGGCGAGCUUGGCGUGGAGGGAUUUGACGGUGAGCUUGGAUGGCAAGAACAAGGUGAUCCAGAGCUUGACUGGGUACGCGACGCCAGGGACGCUCACCGCGAUCAUGGGUCCUUCCUGCUGUGGCAAGAACCAUCUCUUAAAAGCUCUCGCGGGACGAUUCCCAAGCCAUGCCAAAGUCUAUGGUGAGGUACUGCUCAACGGUCGGCCUAGAUAUCUCAAGUAUGGAACUUACGCCUACGUGAGCAAAGGCGAGCAACUUAUCGAAACUCUGACUGUCCGCGAGACGCUCUACAACGCGGCUCUUCUCCAGCUUCCAAAAUGUACGCCGUGCUCCGAGAAAACGGCCGUGGUGGACUCGGCAAUCUCCAGCAUGGAGCUCGAAGGCUAUGGCUCCAUACCCGUCGGAGGAUCGUUUCUCGUCAAGGGUCUCACUCCCGGCGAGAGGAAACGACUGACGAUCGCCAUGGAGCUUCUCACAAGGCCGACUCUCAUCUUUUGCGACGAACCGAUCGACAAUCUCGACAGUGUUUCAGCGUUCCUGCUGGUUGCUUCUCUGAAGAAGCUUGCGAGCAAUGGUUGCACCGUAGUGAUCACCACCGAGCGGACUUGUACCGAGGUGUUCCAUCUCCUCACCACCAUUUGCUUGCUCUCCAAAGGAAAGGCUAUCUUUUUUGGAGACACUGCUGCCUGUCUCGAGCUUUUUGCCAGUGCGGGAUUUCCUUGCCCGUCCUUGCAAAAUCCCACUGACCAUUUCCUUCGAGCUCUAAAUGCCGAGUUUGAGAAAGUAAAUCGCAUCACCAAGCUUAACCAGGACUAUGAGCAAGGAGCCUCGCCAUGGCGAAGAUUGGACGCGUCAGUAAUCACUAGAACGCUAGAAACCACUUACAACGCAUCGAACGAAGCCGCUGUUGUCGAAGCUUUGGUCCAUCAGCUCUCCGAAAAGGAGGGACCAUUUCUUAAAUCGCGAGGCCAAGCCAGCUUCACGACCAGAGUGGCAGCAGUGACUUAUCGAUCGUUCCUCAACAUGUCGAGGUGUUUCACGUACUUCUGGCUCAGAUUUCUUCUCUACUUGCCACUCUCCGUUUGCAUAGCCACCAUCUUCUACGGCCUUGGCGACUCCCCACAGCUUGUAACUGUGCGAGCUUCGGCAAUCUUUGCUAUGGUCUCUUUCUUCUCACUGCUCGCCAUUGCCGGCGUUCCAGCACUUGCUAAAGACAUCAAGGUUUAUCGGCGCGAGAGGAAGAACGAUCACACGAGCGCUGGAGUGUUCGUCCUCGCAAACUUCGUGUCGUCGUCUCCAUACUUGCUGCUCGUCUCGGCUGUUUGCUCGUCCGUGUGCGUCAUCACUUCCGUCACGCUCAACGUCUUUGCUGCCAUCCUCGUCGCCACAACCAUCCAGGUUUUGAUGAUGCUCUCUGGCGGACACUUUCGAGAACUCGAUCAAGUUCCAAAGACUGUGUGGAAGUAUCCUGCCUCGUAUGCUGCAUUCCACACGUACGCCGUCGAGGGAAUUUUGGAGAACGAAUACUCGAGUAGAAGAGAUUUUCUGCGGCAGAGGUAUGCAAGCUGGGACUCGAGCUCUGGGAAAUGGAUGGAUUUGUGGAUUCUGGCUGCCAUGGCUCUUGCUUACCGAAUCCUGCUCUACUUUUCAUUACUCCUCUGUAGAAAAUCUUCCACCAACAAUGGUCAUAAAACUAAACCAUGAUUUCCAUUCUGUC
Selaginella moellendorffii is the source of this 2343-nucleotide messenger RNA. Its product is annotated as ABC transporter G family member 3. Gene Ontology annotation, molecular function: ATP hydrolysis activity; ATP binding; ABC-type transporter activity. The coding region runs from base 303 to 2330 and encodes 675 amino acids. The record is from RefSeq and is a predicted model, not a curated record. NCBI's taxonomy places the organism in Eukaryota, Viridiplantae, Streptophyta, Lycopodiopsida, Selaginellales, Selaginellaceae. Gene Ontology annotation, cellular component: membrane. The transcript has 14 exons.